AUGUUCAGGCUCUUCGCUCAUGCUCAGCAACUGCACAAGCCCCAAGCGCACCGUCGAGCCUUGCAAAGCUCGGCGAGGCUGCAUCGGCCAGAGUCGGUCCUCAUCGUCAAAAAGAGGAACGAUGACAAAACCCUGGCGGCUUCAGACGCCCUCAUCACUUACUUGCAGCACAAAUAUCCUCAGACGAGCGUAUCUAUAGAAGAGGAGGCAUCAGCCUCUGGCACACAGAGCGCGCAUGGCACAUUGAAGCUCCACAGAGCUGGCGAGAUGCCAGAUUUGGUGGUAGCCUUGGGCGGCGAUGGCACCUUGCUGCAUGUUUCAAGCUUAUUCGCCGAGGGGCGUGCACCGCCAGUGUUGGCUGUCUCGCUCGGCACGCUGGGCUUCCUCAUGCCGCAUAGCGUUGGCAAGCUCGAACGGAUGCUCGACAACAUCAUUGCCGACAGAUUUCGCCUGCUACCUCGUAUGCGGCUGCGCUGCGACGUUUUCGACGCUUCAGGCCGGCGUACAGAUCGUUUGCAUGGCUUGGGCGAGUAUCUGCGAUCACUUGCCAUGAAUGAAGUCGUACUGCAUAGGGGCAGACAUCCACACCUGACAAUCAUAGAUAGCUUCGUUGACGGACAACAUCUCACAGAAGCUGUCGCAGACGGAUUGAUCGUCGCGACGCCGACAGGCUCAACGGCCUACUCGCUCUCGGCUGGUGGCCCCAUUGUCCAUCCUCACGUCCAGUCCAUGCUCUUGACGCCGAUCUGCCCGCGCAGUCUCAGCUUCAGAAGCGUGCUUCUUCCCGCCAAAUCCUGUGUGCAACUCAGGAUUUCGCCCAAGUCCCGUUCGCCAGCCGAGCUCUCGCUAGAUGGCAGAGACGUCAAGCUCAUCACGCCCGGCGAAUAUCUGGCCAUCUCAAUGUCAGAUUGCCCUCUGCCGUGUAUCGAUACGGCCGAUCUUGCUAGUGACACCUCACGAGAAUCAGACCUGCAACACUCUUGUGGUCGGUUGGAGCCUGACGCGCACGCUACACCCCGUGAUGGCUGGAUCAGCGACUUGAACUCCAUGCUCUCUUUCAACAAGUCCUUUGCGUCAAAAGAGGUUCUGUGA
Mixia osmundae IAM 14324 is the source of this 1092-nucleotide messenger RNA. RefSeq lists its product as uncharacterized. The record is from RefSeq and is a predicted model, not a curated record. The transcript has 4 exons. Bases 1 to 1092 code for a protein of 363 amino acids. Gene Ontology annotation, molecular function: NAD+ kinase activity. Gene Ontology annotation, biological process: NAD+ metabolic process; NADP+ biosynthetic process. NCBI's taxonomy places the organism in Eukaryota, Fungi, Basidiomycota, Mixiomycetes, Mixiales, Mixiaceae.